Molecule: messenger RNA, 1648 nt
Organism: Phlebotomus papatasi
Lineage: Eukaryota; Metazoa; Arthropoda; Insecta; Diptera; Psychodidae
Gene: Psn
Product: presenilin homolog
Exons: 5
Coding region: 60-1562 (500 amino acids)
Biological process (GO): calcium ion transport; amyloid precursor protein catabolic process; Notch receptor processing
Cellular component (GO): membrane raft; cell surface; mitochondrial inner membrane
Molecular function (GO): aspartic endopeptidase activity, intramembrane cleaving
Source: RefSeq, a predicted model, not a curated record
GAAAUUGUAGGAAUCGCAGGCAGUGAGUGUCAAAAUCAAAGUGAAAGGUGAAAAAGUAAAUGAACAAUUGUGCUGAAGAUAAUUCGGUAAACGAAAGGACUGCAUUAAUGGAUGGCCAUGUGGGUGAGUCACAUAUCGUGAGGACUUCUGAUCGUUUGGAGGAUCAAGACAGGAAGGGCAAAAAGAAGCGAAAUACUCGAGAAAAUAGACCAAAUUAUGGGACAACAAGCACAACUCAGGCUGGCCCUGUGCCUUCCGGAGAGUCUUCUCAGAACAACAGCGAUGGUCCAAAUAUCCCAUCUCAGGGCACGACAGAGGAAGCUUCAUGGGAAGAAGAGGAGGGACUCAAGUAUGGAGCUCAGCAUGUCAUUAAGCUUUUUGUUCCAGUGUCACUCUGCAUGCUCGUGGUUGUAGCCACAAUAAGUUCAGUCAAUUUCUACUCUACCAAGGAUUACUACCUUUUGUACACUCCAUUCCAUGAGACAUCUCCGGAUACGGGAACCAAGAUAUUGGAUGCUUUGGCUAAUUCUCUCAUUCUCAUGACUCUGAUCGUGGUCAUGACAAUUCUCCUUAUAAUCCUGUACAAAAAGAGAUGCUACAAAAUCAUCAAUGGAUGGUUAAUUCUUUCGUCCUUUAUGCUUCUCUUUAUCUUCAGUUACCUCUAUUUGGAGGAAGUUCUGCGGGCAUACAACAUCCCGAUGGAUUAUCCAACUGCAAUCUUGAUUAUGUGGAACUUUGGGGUUGUGGGCAUGAUCUCCAUUCACUGGUUGGGUCCAUUGAGACUACAGCAAGCAUACCUGAUUUUCGUAGCAGCCUUAAUGGCUCUGGUAUUUAUCAAGUACUUACCAGAAUGGACUACUUGGGUAGUUUUAGCUGUGAUCUCAAUUUGGGACUUGAUUGCAGUCCUUUCGCCCAAAGGACCUCUCCGGAUUCUCGUGGAAACAGCCCAAGAGCGCAACGAACAAAUAUUCCCAGCUUUGAUUUAUUCAUCAACUUUUAUCUAUUCGUACAUGGGAGCUGACCAGGAUUCCCAAGCUCCCAUUGCGAGGCCAACUGUUGUUCCACGAAGGCAUCAGGGGGGUCCUUCGACGGAAAAUCCUGGCAAUAUGCCUCAGAAUUCUGAGGAUCCUGAGAGUGGAUUCACUAAGGAAUGGGCAACAACAACAAAUGAACGUUCAGCGAGGCGUCAACUCGAAGUUCAAGCAAAUGUUUCCAACAAUCCCAAUCGUUCGACGGAGUACAGGACAGUGACAACUGAAGAGAAUCCUCCAAAUUAUGAAGUUCCGGAGGAGAGGGGCAUCAAACUGGGUCUGGGAGAUUUUAUCUUCUAUUCCGUUCUCGUGGGAAAGGCCUCAAGCUACGGAGAUUGGAAUACGACAAUUGCGUGUUUUGUGGCAAUUCUCAUUGGAUUGUGCUUGACUCUCCUGCUUCUGGCUAUUUGCCGAAAAGCUCUUCCUGCCUUGCCAAUUUCCAUAACAUUUGGCCUGAUUUUCUGCUUUGCCACGAGCGUUGUUGUUAAGCCUUUCACCGAGAGCUUGGCAUCUGAACAGGUCUUCAUUUAAAAUUCCUCUCUUUACUGUAACUUAUUAUUCAUGUAUCUUUACUCUUAAACCUUUUCAAAACUAAUAAAAGACUUGGGAAAGAAAAA